Molecule: messenger RNA, 855 nt
Organism: Prunus mume (Japanese apricot)
Lineage: Eukaryota; Viridiplantae; Streptophyta; Magnoliopsida; Rosales; Rosaceae
Product: protein cornichon homolog 4-like
Biological process (GO): vesicle-mediated transport
Source: RefSeq, a predicted model, not a curated record
UAGAACUCAAAUACUUGGUUGGCGUCACCAGAAGUUGGUUUCCUACUGCAAAGCAAAACAACAAAAGCUUAUUUAAAUUUAUUUUUGUGAAAAAGGCCAGAAACUGAGAGAAGACCAAAGCGCAGAAAACAGGAACGCACAUAAGGGGAGAAAACAAACAGGGAGAUACACGCAGUGAGAGAGUGAGAGAGAGCGACAGAGAGAGAGAGAGAGAGAGGUGAUCGGUUAUGGAGAUGCUGUGGACAUGGCUGUUGAGUUUCUUCUUCAUUCUAGCUCUGUUAUGCAUUCUGGGUUAUCAGCUUGUGUGCUUGGUGGACCUCGAAUUCGAUUACAUCAACCCAUAUGAUUCAUCAUCUCGGAUAAACAGUGUUAUUUUGCCAGAAUUUAUUAUUCAAGGAGUUUUGUGCCUCAUUCUUCUUAUAGCGCGACAUUGGUUUAUGCUUCUAUUGGCUCUGCCGCACCUAUAUUAUAAUGUGAAUUUGUACAUGACGAGACAACACUUGGUAGAUGUGACUGAAAUAUAUAACCAGCUGAGCUGGGAGAAAAAGAAACGGUUUUUCAAGAUUGGCUAUCUUUUGGUCCUAUUCAUCCUUUCUCUAUUCUGGUUGCUUUGGAGCAUUGGAGAUGAAUAUGAUUAACCAGGCAUUGUUGCUCCCACCAAGCCUGCACACUGUUUCUAUGAUGGAACCCGAGAGACGGACAUGAGUGGAUAUGAAUCAGGACUUGUGCAAAUUCAGCUCGGUUUCGGCACCUGAUUUGUCAUUUAAUUUUCUGUGUUUGUAGUGUUACAGAUGCUCCACUUAUAUGUAUGCGUAUGCUUGCAUUCGUCCCAUUUUAUCCAUAAAUUUUCUCUGA